AUGAACACGCAGCAGCCUGCGUCGAUGAAUAUGCCUACCUACUUUGCCAAUACCGAUCCUUACUAUGAGCAAGCGUCUGUCACCUAUACACGCGCAGGUCCGAAUGCCGAUUCCGCACAGUAUCCAGGGUACUAUUACUACGGGCAUUUUCCCGAAAACCAUCCACCUUGGCCACCGUAUGCCUCUGAACAGCCACUCUAUUCCCUUCCAGAUGAGCAUGACGGUACGCACGAAAGCGAUACCACGUUGGCGAAUGCGUUGCAUUCGCAACAGCUCAACACAGUUCUCCUUGAAGUUCCCUUUUCGAUGCCUAUAUACCAGCGGCCCUUUUUUUACCCCAACUCUGCGAUGGUUGGCCAAUGCGCGUAUCCUCCCCACCCCGAAAAUUCACAGCCGGAACAAGCACUGUACGCGCAGAACGGACACCACGCUCCUUCGCAGACGUUUACCAACGUGUGCAGCCCACAUCCCCCAAAGCAUAUGUACCUGAAUUCUGCCUUGGCGUCCCACACGCAGCCUCCUUAUAUGUACCGCGACUUUACCUCUUGUUAUGGAUAUCCCACGAUGCUCUCGCCUCAGGUGAUGCCCCAGGCAUACCCCGUAUUGCCAAAUUACGCACCCGCGCAUGUUCCAGCAGCGCGGGAAGUGAAGGAAACAGUUCAGAAGCAUCGAAUGCACUCCAGCUCGGGCGAUUUCCGCGGGCGGCGCGCCAACCCCAAGUUGGGCAAAGCGCGCCAGUGGGGCGAAGGGCCAGUGCGCGAGAGCUCGACAGAAAAUGAGCCGGCGAAACUCGAUGAGGAGCACGGAAAGGGCAACGGGGCGGCCACAAGUCCUCCGCGCAGCAAGAUGUCCCUUCACUGCGGCGCUACUUCUGAGAGUCAGCGCCAAGGCAUGCGCACGAAUUUUGUCAUGUGGUGUGGAAACGUUCCUUCCGACGCCAUGGUCGACGAGCUCUGGUCCUUUUUUAUCGGCAUCCCCGACGACUUUGGAUUAGACAAUACGUCCGCGGGUUCUUCGCCCAAUGCGACGCAGGGUUCAGACUCGAGUCUUGGGUUGUCCGAUCCACAAGAGCCGGGGCUUGUAGCCGACAAUGCGGCAGGGAUUGUGUCUAUCUUUAUUAUUUCACGUUCCAGUUGUGCUUUUGUAAACUACACAUGCGCGCGUGAUUUGGAGCGUGCAUGUGCUUACUUCAAUGGGAAACCAUUGCGUGCAAAAUCCGCUUGUCCUUGUCUCGUCUGUCGUCCUCGCAAACUGGAGGACGCAGAGUAUGCUGGCGUCGCAGCGCAGCGCGGCAAAGGCGUGCAUGUGAGCUGGUAUCGUGCACAAACCAAGGCGCAUGAGCAGAAAGAAGUGGGCAGUGCAAGUGAUGCUCUCUCUUUUACCUCGACCAACUCUUCCCUUUUGCGCCAGCCCAUGUUUGAACACCGGUUUUUUAUUCUUAAGUCGAGCUCGCACGAAGCGCUGGUGGAGGCGCUGCGCACCAAUGUCUGGCGCACCCAGCCGCACAACGAGCCCGUGUUAGAUCAAGCGUUUCGGAACAGCAAGCGAGUCACGCUGCUUUUUAGUGAAAACUUCAGCGGCCAGUUUUUUGGGCACGCAGAUAUGGCAAGUCACAUUGGCGGUGCGCUGCCCGCAGACACUGCGCUCAAGGAAAAAAGAGGCAUUCCACCGGACCGGGAAUAUGGGUCCGCGAGUGCAGAGAUGCAUUCAAGCGAUGGGGUGGACCGCACCUCUACAUCCUCUUCGAUUUCCGGCACACCUUCUAUAAAUGCCGAACGCGAUGCCAAGGAGGAAUUGGCGCGUGAAGCGAAGGAACGCAACCUUAGUUUGGAAAACAUGGACAGGACACAUAUUGAGAAUGCAGGUGACACCCAUAUGGACACCGGGAUCCUUCCACGAGACAUUAGUGCGGUCACAUACCCCUCCGGCGCACCCUGCAUGCCAUCCCAAAAUUUGACCCCACUUAUACACGAAAAGACUGCACAAAUUGGGAGUCCAUUCUAUAUUACUUGGAAAAAUGCAGACCCGCUUCCUUUCGCUGAUAUCCAAAGCCUGCGCAACCCAUGGCGCGACAACCGUCUAGUGAAGGUGUCGCGCGACGGUACAGAGCUGGAGCCCAAUGUGGGCCGACGUCUUCUUGACCUUUGGGGACCGCACAACACCACUGCGUGA
This is a messenger RNA of Malassezia vespertilionis, 2172 nucleotides long. RefSeq lists its product as uncharacterized. The transcript has a single exon. Gene Ontology annotation, biological process: regulation of mRNA splicing, via spliceosome; mRNA splicing, via spliceosome. NCBI's taxonomy places the organism in Eukaryota, Fungi, Basidiomycota, Malasseziomycetes, Malasseziales, Malasseziaceae. Gene Ontology annotation, molecular function: mRNA binding; N6-methyladenosine-containing RNA reader activity. Gene Ontology annotation, cellular component: nucleoplasm. The record is from RefSeq and is a predicted model, not a curated record. Bases 1 to 2172 code for a protein of 723 amino acids.